GUCUGACUCACACACAUCUGAACAUCAUUGUGCCCUGCGUUUGUUUGAUCUGAGACGGGGGCGAGUCCACACUUCCUCAGUUACACACUGCGCACUGUUUAAUGACCGAAUGCGGCUGAAUGAAUAAGAUGAGAUAGUGAAUAAUACACUGGGAGUUUAAAGGGAGGUUUUGGCUCUGUUGAGCCAUGUGAGAAUGGGUGUGUGUGUGUGUGUGUGUGUGAUAAGAAGCCAUGUUUAACUCAGACAGACAUGCACACAUGGUCUCAUGGGAAUUCGGACAUGUGCACACCCGGAUAUGUGAUAUGAGGACGGCGUCUCAGCUGUCUUUAGAGCUUGAUUCGUCCAAUCAGCCGUGUGGGCAAAGCAUUUUUGUCACAGAGUAGUGAAUUCCACAAGGUUUUGGAAAAGUUCCUUUGAAGUACUGGUCCAUGCUGACAUGACUGCCAGACAUAUUUACUGCAGAUUUAUCAGCUGCGCAUUCAUCCUGAAAAUCUCUCGUUGUACCACAUCCCAAUCGUGCUCACUAUUAGAUUCAGAGCUGGUGACUUGGAGGACCAUCGAAGUACAGUACCCUGAACUCAUGGUUAUGUUCAUGGAACCAGUUUGAGAUGGCUUUGGGACAUGCUUGAAGUAACCAUUAUAAGAUGGUUAGCGACAAUACACAGACAGGCCGUGGCAUUUAAACGAUGCUUUCCCCACACCGUUACACUACCACCACCAGCCUGAAGUGUUGUUACAAGGCAGGUUAGAUCUACAUGGAUUCAUGCUGAAAUCCAUGAAAUGCAGCAGAAAUCGAGAUUCAACAGACCAGGAGAUGUUUUAUUAGUUGUCAACAGUCCAGUUUCAGUGAGCCUGUACCCACUGUAGUCUCAGAUCCUGGUUCCUGGCUUGCAGGAGUGGAAUCUGAUCCAGUUAUCUGCUGUUGUAGCCCAGUUUUGGUUUGAUGAUGUGUGUUCUGAGAUGAUUUUCUGUUCACUGCAGUUGUAAAGAGUGGUUAUUUGAGUCUUCUUUGGAAUUGUACUUUUUUAUGAGCAGAUAAUUUUACUCAAUUCGACCAUUAAAAAAAAAAAUUUUUUUAAAGAAAAGAAACACAACGAGACAUUUUAAGUAAAAAAAAAUAGCCUCGACAUUUAGGUUGGUCGAAUAAAUUUGGUCAAAAAUUUGCAACCGUCUCAAGAUUUAUUCUUUGCUUCAGGUUCAAAACAGACUUCUCGUCUGUCGAAAGUGGUACGAUGAAUAUCCUCAUGGAAAUAAGAUACAGUCACUUUAAAUUAUUAAUGGUUAACGAUUAAAAGGUAACUUUUUUUUUUCAUUGCCAUUCAGUCGUGAUGUCAUGAGGAAUUUUAUGUCACUGGACUUUCAUAAAUUGUGGUUGAAAAGUUAAGAAAAAUGGAUUUGUUUGUAAACAGAGUGUAUUAGAAAUGUGAUAGAUUUCUUCUGUCCUGUACGUCACUCUGACACUGUGGCAUGAGUCGACACUGACGUUAGUGUGUGAGCGUAUGUGUAGAGUUUAGGUCAGUGUGUGCGUGUGUAUGUGAGUGUACAUGCAGGGUUUAGGUCAGUGUGAGUGUUCGUGCAGGGUUUAGGUCAGUGUGUGUGUGUGUGUGUGAGUGUAUAUGUAGGGUUUAGGUCAGUGUGUGUGUGGAUAUACGUGUGAAGCUCUGAGUCUCAAACAACAGCAGGAAAGGGCUCACUCCAUGGCCAUAGGAAAUUACAUCAGCACAAAUCUGCAGCUGCCAGGAAGUGUACAGAAUGAAAAGUGUGUGAAGGAAAUGUCCUGAAGUUUGAAGAAAGUAGGAGGAGGAGGAGAUCAUAUGAGCUUUGAUUCAUCUGAGAACUCCACCAGUCAGUCUCGAGAAUGUUCAUGGAUACGAUUUGUUUACGGUUGAAAGAAUUGAUCGAUCAUCAGGAGCAGCGUUUGCGCUAUCUGAAGCAGCAGGAACCUCAUCAGGGCCCGGCCACGCCCGAAUCGGAGAAGCUGCAGAGGCUAAGGGAGAGAGUGGAGAAUCAGGAGGCCAAGCUGAAGAAGAUCCGUGCCAUGAGGGGGCAAGUGGACUACAGCAAGCUGAUCAACGGAAACCUGUCGGCAGAGAUCGAGCAUGUGAGCAGUCUGUUCCAGGAGAAGCAGGUGGAGCUGCAGCAGGCCGUGAUGAAGGUGGAGCAGCUCACACAGCAGCUGGAGGAACUGAGAAACAAACGCAUUACAGAGUCACAGCCUGCAGGGGGCAGCGCCCUGGAGCUCCACAAACUGUACCAGGAACUGCAGAUGAGGAACAAGCUGAAUCAGGAGCAGAACAGUAAACUCCAGCAGCACAAGGACAUGCUGAAUAAACGCAACCUGGAGGUGAGCAUGAUGGACCGACGCAUCGAGGAGCUGAGAGAGCGUCUCUACAGGAAGAAAGCUGAGUUAGGGCGGAUGAGCGCUCCCUCGUCCCCUCAGUCUGUUCCCAUCACCUCUGGUCGCGUCGCAGCCGUGUUUCCCUACAUCCAAGUUCCCACGGUGACUGGGAGGCAGGACGGAGGCUACCCUUUGACCCCCGACCCGCUUAAACCACACCCGCUUCCUGCCCAAAUCAGCCACACUCGCUCCAGAUCAGACGUCGAUAGAGUGAGGAAGCCUGCGGGACCGUGGAAGGUCUCAGACCUAGACGUCGUAGUGAACCGCGAGGUGACCCUUGACCCCAGAGACCAUCCCACCCCAAACGAUGCAAAUUGGAACAUGGCCUCUCUCAAAGCCCCGGACUGGAAGGAUACGAGGCAGAACCCGGGCAAAAUGGCUGCCGGUGAAAAGGGAUCUCCUAAAGUACUGGGCACUAUAACAACCUUGUCCAAACAUCCGCCCCCAAUCUAUGGCACGUACCCCAGCGUGGGGCAUCACUCCACCGUCUGUGCCACUAACUCUCUGCCCCGCUCAGCACCAGGCACUCUAUCCUGGCACAGAUCCUCCGGUUCCUCAUCGCAGCAGAUCCAGCAGAGGAUCACCGUCCCUCCGAGUCCCACGUCCUCGGCCGGCUCGCCCAUCUUACCCCAGAGCGAGAGAAGUAACGAUGCCCCUCUGGCUGCAGCGGUUCGACCGUUUUAUACGGACCGGGGGUCACGACCUCAGUCACCUCGGAAAGGUCCUGCUACGAUGAACUCCAGCUCUAUCUAUCACGUUUACCUGCAGCAGCCAACGGCCAAAAACUACCAAAGCAGCAGCACCAGAGCUGCAGUCAAAGCAGUCUAUGGAAAGCCAUUGCUGCCGAGCUCAAUCUCCUCGUCCCCUGUUCCCUUCCAGCAUCAAUCCUCCAGAGACGAUUCGGAGCGCGAGUCCGAACCCGAGAUCACCCACAGUCCUCAACCCAGCGUGGAGAACAUCCCUCGGCCCCUGAGCCCCACCAAGCUCACCCCGGCUCACUCGCCCCUGCGCUACCAGAGCGACAUCGACCUGGAGGUGCUGAGGAGGAAGCUCGCCAACGCUCCUCGUCCUCUUAAAAAGCGAAGCUCCAUCACCGAGCCUGAGGGUCCGAACGGUCCGAACAUCCAGAAGCUUCUCUACCAACGCUUCAACACGCUCGCUGGAGGCAUGGAAACGGUCACACCAUUCUUCCAACCAGACACCGCCCUUAAUUUAGCAGGCGAUGUUUCUGAUUCCGUUAAUGGAAAUGUAAUGGCUGCAACUAAAAAAGCCGCCAUAGCGCCAAUGCCACCGCCUGUUUCAGAGCCCGCACCAUCACCAUCACCCGCAUCCGACUCUAACGAGAAUCGACCGGCUCAAACGGCUAAUCGUACAGAAAUUACGGAGACUACAGACACCACCGAUCCUAAAGAAGGUCCCGAGGACAGUCAUAACAACAAUCGGACAUCGUUAGACGAACACGUAGAGUCCACGCCAGAGGAGAAGGAAGACGCGGAGCAGAACACGGUGAAGAGGACGAACCUGAAAAAGCCUGGGUCUGAGAGGACGGGUCACGGUCUCAGAGUGAAGUUUAACCCUCUGGCGCUGCUCCUGGACGCGUCCCUGGAGGGCGAGUUUGACCUGGUGCAAAGGAUCAUAUAUGAGGUGGAGAACCCCAGCACUCCGAAUGAUGAAGGCAUCACGCCGCUGCACAACGCUGUGUGCGCUGGUCAUUAUCACAUCGUGAAGUUCCUGCUGGAUUUCGGCGUGAACAUCAAUGCAGCAGACAGCGACGGAUGGACGCCGCUGCACUGCGCCGCCUCGUGUAACAGCGUACAUUUGUGUAAGCUCCUGGUGGAGUCAGGGGCGGCCAUCUUUGCCACCACUAUCAGUGAUGUGGAGACGGCGGCAGAUAAGUGUGAGGAAAUGGAGAACGGCUACGUGCAGUGCUCGCAGUUUCUCUACGGUGUGCAGGAGAAGUUGGGGGUGAUGAAUAAGGGGACCGUUUACGCUUUGUGGGAUUAUGAAGCUCAGAGUCCAGACGAGCUCUCGUUCCGUGAUGGAGAUGCUUUAACGGUGCUGAAGCGCAGAGACGAGAGUGAGACUGAGUGGUGGUGGGCCAGACUUAAUGACAAGGAGGGCUAUGUUCCACGAAAUCUGCUUGGGUUGUACCCGAGGAUUAAACCUCGACAGCGGUCCCUGGCGUAGCGCCCCCUGAUGGACAGGAGCCCCAGCUGAACAUUUUGCCCCCAUUUUCAUCUUUUAGUGCCACUAAAGAUAAGAGGAGUGUGGCAGCUAGAAACUGAGACUGAAGCUUGGAUUUAUUUAUCUGCCAGAAGAGAUUUGGUGAUCAGAGCUCCGUUUUCAGCCUGCAAAAUGGAUCUUAUUUGGAUCUUUUUUUUUUUUAAAUCCUGUUCCCUUUCACCCACAUGUCUGUCGGGUGAAAACGCACCGGUUUUCCCGUUUCCUUUUGUACUAUUGUGUGUUUGUGGGACGUGAGAGUGAGGACAUUCUGAGACAGCUGAGGAAGAGAGAUUUGUAUAUUUUUGUUGGACAAAGGAAAGACUCGUUGGAUGGAUCGUUGUCUACUGAACGAAAGGAAGGAAGGAGUUAGAAAGUGCAGAGAGGCAGAGAUGUUGAAAUGAGAGCGCAGAGGAAAUGUUGAAGAGUGGUAUAAGAGAUGAAAAGUAGUAUGUUAAAUAAGUGAUGGUGGCAGUCAAGUCGUGAAAAAUGGUAUAAGUCUGCGUUUUCCAUCCAGGAGGAAAAAUAAAGGCCGCGCACACCUGCAUUUCUACGUUAAAGCCAAAUGUACACGAACAGCCGAGACGUGUUCGGCCACGAGGCUAAUGAGCCUCCAGUUUUGCAUAUCAUCUCACGUGCUCCACAAAAGUCAUUGUUCUGUUUUUAAAAAUAACAGAACGAAUCCGUUACAUAUGCAGUUAAACUGAUGGCCUUGUAGCUCAAGUGAAAAAAACGAAUGAAGCAAAUCCCAGACACCGACUGCGUCUCAGUAGAUUGUCUACGUUUGGUGUUAAUAAAAUGUCAUUUAGCCUGAAUUGUUUCGUAUGCUGUAUUGAUCUCCUGUUUGUUUUUAAAAGCUCUUUAUAACGCAGACGCGAUGAAAUGCUUUAAGGGUUCUUGUGUAUGGGUGAUGUAUUUGGGAGCGAAUAAUAAUCAUAACAACAACAACAAUAAUAAUAAUAAUAAUAAUAAUAAUAAUAAUAAUAAUAAUAAUAAUAAUGCAGUGUAACAGGCCUGAUUCGGCAUCUGCAACAUCAUUCAUGCUACAUGCCAUGUAAAUGUGCACAAUAAAGACGUUCUCACAUUGGGAA
Molecule: messenger RNA, 5709 nt
Organism: Ictalurus punctatus (channel catfish)
Lineage: Eukaryota; Metazoa; Chordata; Actinopteri; Siluriformes; Ictaluridae
Gene: ppp1r13ba
Product: protein phosphatase 1, regulatory subunit 13Ba
Exons: 14
Coding region: 1859-4585 (908 amino acids)
Biological process (GO): regulation of apoptotic process
Cellular component (GO): nucleus
Molecular function (GO): p53 binding
Source: RefSeq, a predicted model, not a curated record